Messenger RNA from Neltuma alba, 1532 nucleotides. RefSeq names its product oxidation resistance protein 1-like. The record is from RefSeq and is a predicted model, not a curated record. Lineage: Eukaryota; Viridiplantae; Streptophyta; Magnoliopsida; Fabales; Fabaceae. The coding region runs from base 202 to 1317 and encodes 371 amino acids. The transcript has 8 exons.
CAACUUCAACAAUCCUCUCUCUCACAUAGGCGAAGUAGAUAGUACAAAGAAUGGUAAGCGGGGGAGACAUUUCUAAUUUGUCAUCAAAUGCAUCAAGGCAGCAGAAAUGGAAGAUAAAAACAUAAGAAUUUUUGUCCAAAGACGGUGUGCUUGCGAUAGAAGAUUCUGAGUAGAAACUCAUAGCAUCUUCUGUAUGUAGAAAUGGGACGAAAGCAAUCUCUGCGAAGCAAAACAGCUCACUUUGUAUCGGAUCUCACCACUGUCCUACUCAAUCCGAUCUCUGACAAACCCUCUAAAGCCCCUCCUCCUCCUUCUGAAGGAGGGGAUAUAUCAAAUGUGUCUGAUUCGGAGUCAACUAAUCGAGAUGGUGGCGAGAAAUUAACUGAUGGGCCUGAUACUUCAUCCUUCUCUGCAUUCCUCUACUCGUUCUUGUCUUCUUCAGAUUCUAGAGAUAAUGUAAACCCAGAUGGGCAAAAUGACACUAGAAGUCGAACUGAUAUGCCGCCAUCAGACUCAGCUAUGAAGGAAAAUACUGGAAAGAGAAGUUUGUUUUCCAGGGGUAAGCAAUCUGUUGGUAGAGCUAUCAACCAAGCUGCAAGAAUCACAGGAUUCCGCUCUCAAGAGCGGAAGGAUGAGACUGAAAUGAAAUUGGAUGAUGGGCAUGGUUCCGGAUUAUCUGGUGUUGAGAUGAGGCAUAUUAAGCCUGAGGAGGAACAUACAUCUUUGAUUGAUCUACCAGAAGCUUCUGAACCUUCAGCGCUCCUUUCAGAGAAAAUGAGAAAUAUUCUUUAUGCUUCUCUUCCUGCUCUUAUUCAUGGGAGGAAAUGGAUGCUACUAUACAGUACACAGAGGCAUGGGAUGUCGCUUUUGACACUGUACAGGAGAAGCAUGCUUUGGCCUGGCUUAAGUUUGCUGGUUGUUGGAGAUCGUAAAGGUGCAGUUUUUGGUGGCUUGGUUGAAGCACCACUUAAGCCAUCAAACAAAAAAUAUCAGGGAACAAGUAAUACUUUUGUCUUCACAAACGCCUCUGGCCAUCCUACUAUAUAUCGCCCAACAGGGAUAAACCGCUAUUUCACACUAUGCUCCUCUGACUUUCUAGCCCUUGGCGGGGGAGGUCAUUUUGCCCUCUAUUUGGAUGGUGAUCUAUUGAACGGGUCGAGCUCAGUCUCUGAAACUUAUGGCAAUCCUUGCCUUGCUCAUUCUCAGGACUUUGAAGUUAAGGAAGUAGAGCUGUGGGGCUUUGUAUAUGGUUCCAAGUAUGAAGAAGUUUUAGCAUUGAGCAGAGCCGAGGCACCUGGAAUCUGUCGAUGGUGUUAACCUAGAUAUACAUCUGAGCCAACAUUUAAUGCCUUGCAGCUUCUGUAUAUAUAUCAUGCUGAUUCAGAAUCCUGACAAUCUAUACGUUGUAAGGGAGGCUAUUUUGACAGAUAACAGGACAAAUUUUAUCACCCAACUACGUUAUCAAUACAGCAUUGUAUAAUGUGUAAAUAUGUACUCAAGCUGUAAAUAUAAGAUUACUUCGUAGGACUGAA